AUGCAAUCUGAGCCUACCGAUAUCUCAAACACGAUUACUCAUACAAUUCCGGAACGUUUUACCCAAUCUUCUCAACAUGGCUUUUCAGAUCCAGACAUCGCUGCCCUCGCGGCAAGCUCGUAUAAUGAGCAACCGCAGUCAGUUGUCGGUGCUUCCGCGAUCGUCCCUCUGCAAUCCGUCGAUGGCGCAGAGGGCGGCGUGGUGGGCGAAUUGCCACUGAACGGGGUUCUGGAGGGCGAUAACCUGCCCCACCCAUCAUUCAAUGCGACCGCAGGAGGUGAAAUUGAUCUAGGACCCGAAUCUCCAAAGAAUCGGAGAAGCGGUCCUGGGUUCAAAGUAACCAAGGGCAGAACAAGCAGCAAUGAUGGGGUCCAACUGGAGCAAUUCCCUAAUGAGGUUCUGACUCACAUAUUGUCGCAUUUACCCGCAACAUCUCUGUCAACGGUAUCACUUGUGUCCCGAAGGUUCUAUAAUCUUGUUACCACGCCGCACGCCUGGCGCAUCGCUUUUUCGCGAUUCUUCCCUGGACAAGAUGCCACAGAUGAAGGCUACGCCGCGCGCAACAACCGCCGCAGCUCUGAUCAAGAAACUCGCGACCGACAACGUGCCGAGCAACGGUUUUUCGCGCGGCUGACGGCCCUUGCAUCAUGGCGCAGCGAGUAUAUUCUUCGGACGAGGCUUCUGCGCUCUCUUGCUCGCGGUAAGCCGCAGCAGAUCGCGAAAGGUCAUGGAGCGUCGUCUCGCACGAAUAGCGCGGCGAACAAUGCGAAUGCAGCUGUGACGUAUAACUCGCAGCUGUUUACGACUGUGAACCAUAUCCAUGCCGUUUUUGAUAAUGGCAGGAAGUCUCCGAGAUUCAUUCAUGGAAGCGAUGAGACGGGUACGGCUUGCACCAGCGAUCCGAAUAUUGGAAAAGUUGACACUUGGGGCUUGUCCGACCCACAGGCGCUGCCUCAGUUUGCUGAUCUAUUCCCGGGCGACCAGCCCUAUGGUCUUGGAGACGGAUCAGUGAUCGGUGCGCCGAAUGUCAUGGAUGUUAGCCAGCCGUUUGGCAUGGUGUGCGGCGAAGGUUUUCCAGGGGGGCAGGCCUACUUCCGUUCGUCGGAAGAGAUGCGUGGCAGGUUCCUGGCUCGCACCGCGGAUUACGAAGUUCAUCCGCCUGAGGUUCCCAAAGUGCCGAGCCGUUUCGAGUCCGUAUCUUCCGUAUGGAUUGCGAAGUCGAUUGCUGUGCCUUCGAUGACGGAUGGCCUUGUGGGAAUCAUGACGGGUUCUUCAUGCGGAAUCAUCACGACGUAUUCAUUUGGCGUUGACAACCUAGAUGGGCAUCGGUUGGCCAAGGGGGAGAUUACAGCUCGUUGGGCCAUUAGUCCGGGUGUUCCCAUAAUAGCCAUCAGCGUGGACGACUCAUACAACGCGAAGCGAAAGGAUUCAGAGCGUAUUUGGGCAAUGGCUUUGAAUGCUCUAGGUGAAGUAUUUUACUUGACCCAAAGUAUCCACCGAGCUCCGAUUGAGAAAAACGCAAAGUUGGACGAAGAAAGCCUUGCAACGAUGGCCUGGGAAACUGGCCGUAGCGUCGCUUGGAAGCUCGCUGAACCCACCCGUCGUGUCGCGCGUGAAGACCCAUACCAAGACGCCGAGUUCGACGGGAGCUACUCUCCCCGAUCCUCGCCCCACUCCUCUGGUCUUACCAAGAAGCAACUGCUAGCGGAGAACCGAGAGCUCGAAACAUUUUUUGCUUUCCGCCCUGCCAUCUUCCGUAAAGUCUGCAAUGGCUGGGACAUGCGCCGUAGGCUUCAGGUCGAUUUUGCGGGCGACGAUGGACGCGGUGCAGGAGAGUGCGCAGUCGUCAUCCAGUGUGGUGCCCCUGAGUCAGAGCCUGCACACAUUACACGGUUCACCCGUAUGAGAGCAGAACAGGCUUCUCUCGAUCGCUUCCCAAUUCCGAAAACCCCGCCGGUUCAGGAGAAGGCGACUACCGUCGCUUCGCUCUUUGGUGGUGGAAAACCGGCUAGUUUGAAGGUUAAAGCGGCUGAACAGGCGAUAUCAAUGAGCCCUGUUAAACGGAAUGGUGCAUCUACGUUCGUAGAAGAGUGGAGAACCACUGCAUUGGCGUGGGACGGAGCGCAAACUAUCGAGUUUACGGCGAACGCGGUUGAUAUGUCGACGUUUGCAAUUCUCUGGGUGCCAGAGGACCCGAUUCUCACCAUGAAUGGCGGCAAUACUGCAUCUGCGAUCUUUGCGACUCCAGAACAUAGUGAAGGAAACUCAUUGCACAAUAUCCCAGGCCAUCGUGGCCGCUUUCUCACUGUUGGUACCAAGACUGGGGCUGUUUAUAUCUGGGAUAUGCGAGGCCCGCAAUCUCGCAACGCGUCAAUUACAAACACCCUCCAGCCUCUUCGCACUAUUCAAACCGACUCUCCUCAAAUCUCCUGUCUGGCCCUAUCGGCGCUAUACCUCGUCCACGGCGGCAACGACGGCCUCGUACAGGCAUGGGACCCACUUGCAUCCAUCACAGAACCUCUGCGCACUCUCAACUCACGCUUCUCGUCGCGUGCGCGCCGUCGUCUAGUCCAGGCUGAGGCCUCAGUCCAGGGCGUGGGGAUCAACCUCUACGCUGCCGGUGCCUUGGCACUGGACCCCGACCCCACAGCUCUGCGGGGCAUGGUGACGCUCGGAACGCACCUGCGGUACUGGGCGUACAGUUCCAACGGCGCUGAUUCCCUCGCGAGCAAGAAACGCCGUCUACGGCGGUCAAGCGAGCGCGGCCACAAUGGCGCGACCGAUAGGUACACAAAUACCGGCCGCGGCGCGCUGAUGGACUAUAUCGUCAACGAGCAGCAGGAACUCAAGCGUGAGGCUAUCGCGCAGGAAAAGGAGCAGCUGCAUCUGCAGGGCCGCUUUGGCGUUGGUCUCGCGGGGUUGAGCGAGGAAGAGGCGCUACGAUAUGCAGAGCUGAUGUCACAGGAGGCGUUUAUGCAAGAGGAAGAGCGAAGGCUCACUAGUGCCAGCGGUGAUCGUGGUCAAGGAACACCUGAGCCGAGCCAGAGCGCCGUUAGUAGUACGUUUGGCUCACCCGCGCCGAGUGUCGCAGGAUACAACGCGUCGUCGCCGAAUAUGAAGAGCGAGAUGGAGCUGGAGAGGGAGGUGGAAGAGGCGAUCCGGCUGUCGCUGCUCGAGAGCGAGGCAUCUUCACCUCCGGGCAGUGGGAGCAGGAGCUACGACGUCCCUUUUGUGGUGAAGACAAAGAAGAGCAGGCGCUCGGCAUCAACGUCGCCGUCUACUAGCCAAGCGUCGAAGACUCGCCGCAGAAAGCAGAAGGAGGCCGAGAUUGCCAUGGAGGAUUUGGAUUAUGCGCUUCAGCUCAGUUUGGCGGAGGAAGAGAGCCGGGCUAUUGCUGCAGAAGUGAGCGAGGAGUUUCCAGCUCUAGAUGGAGGGGGGAAGGGGAAGGGAAGGGCGAUGUGA
Pseudogymnoascus verrucosus is the source of this 3462-nucleotide messenger RNA. RefSeq lists its product as uncharacterized. Bases 1 to 3462 code for a protein of 1153 amino acids. Gene Ontology annotation, molecular function: polyubiquitin modification-dependent protein binding. The record is from RefSeq and is a predicted model, not a curated record. NCBI's taxonomy places the organism in Eukaryota, Fungi, Ascomycota, Leotiomycetes, Thelebolales, Thelebolaceae. Gene Ontology annotation, cellular component: proteasome regulatory particle, base subcomplex; cytosol; nucleus. The transcript is spliced from 2 exons. Gene Ontology annotation, biological process: proteasome-mediated ubiquitin-dependent protein catabolic process.